Molecule: messenger RNA, 4681 nt
Organism: Phyllostomus hastatus (greater spear-nosed bat)
Lineage: Eukaryota; Metazoa; Chordata; Mammalia; Chiroptera; Phyllostomidae
Gene: ZNF185
Product: zinc finger protein 185 with LIM domain
Exons: 25
Coding region: 497-2446 (649 amino acids)
Source: RefSeq, a predicted model, not a curated record
ACCUGUUUGUUCUCCCGCGGGUGGAGCCCAGUGCGAGCUUCCUCGCCGCCCUGCAAGUUCGCCACCUUGCCCAGCGCCCCGCGCCCGGCGCCCAGCGCUCGUCCCCGGCCCGGCCUGGUGGAGAGAGCCGGAGCCCCGCCUCCACCCGACCCUCCGCUCGCCACGCGAGCCGUGCACCUGUGCCAGGAAGGGGAAAGUUGACAUGGAGACACUGGUGUGACAGUAACCUUCCGCUAGGGUCAAGAGGUGGACAGUACUUGUGUCAGUUCAUUUUCCCAAAGGGAAACUGAGGCACAAAGAAGAACUCAAUCAACACUCAUUUGAGGAUUAAGAAUGGAAACACAUUAUCAUAUCUCUCAGAUAUACACGACUCCACCAGCUCUUGCUUCCCAAUGCCCAAAGGACAUGAUAAAUUCAUGAAGUGACAGCCAUAUGCUUGCCUUUGGCCCAGGAGCCCUGUUGAAUCAACUGAGAAGUGAUUUGCAGAGCAGGCACCAUGAGCAUCUCAGCUCUUGGAAGCAGCACCAAAGGGAAGCCUCUCACAGCAGGUGAAGAGGAGCGCAGUAAUGUACUCAAGCAGAUGAAGGUGCGGACCACUCUGAAGGGGGACAAGAGCUGGAUCACCAAGCAGGAUGAAUCGGAGGGCCACACCCUAGAGCUGCCCUCUGGUCGGAGUCGUGCCACAUCCUUUUCAUCAGCUGGAGAAGUGCUGAAGCCCAGCAGGCCUACGAGCACAAGGGCUUCCACUGGCUAUAUCAUCCGGGGAGUGUUCACCAAGCCUGUAGACAGCUCGUCCCAGCCCCAGAAGCACUUUCCUAAAGCCAAUGGAGCUCCAAAAAGCACUGCCAGUGUGGUAAGAGCAGCUCCUGCUGGACCUCUCCGUCCCUCCUCCUCUGGCUACAGGAUGACCACUGAGGACUACAAGAAGCUGGCACCUUAUAACAUCAGGCGCAGCUCAGCAUCAGGGGCUGCUGAAGAAGAAGAUGUGCCCUUCUCUUCUGAUGAGCAGAAACGGAGGUCAGAAGCUGCCAGCAGUGUGGUAAGGAAGACAGCUGCCUGGGAGCGCUCCUACGUCCUGUCAGCAGCCAAGAAGAGCACCAGCAGCCCUGCCCAGGAGAUGCAGGCCCCGUUUAUUGCGAAGAGGGUGGAUGUGGUGGAUGAGGAUGGGCCUUCUGAGAAGAAUCAGGACCCACCUGCUCUGGCAAGAUCUCCUGGCUCCAGCAGUUCGAAUAGAGGCCGAGGAAAAGUGUCUCAUGCAAUUUGGAUUGAAUGCAUGCCGAGUCUGCCAAGCCCUGCUGGGAGCCUGGAGCCCAGUGCAAGAGGUGAGGAGAUUGUCUGCCUGCAGAUCACGACGCCUGUGGCAGGACUCCGCCAGAUGGCCCCAGACCUGGAAGGAAUGAGAUCUCCCCCAGAUUCCAAAGAUAAGGAAACCCUCAGUCCCAGAGAGCCUAAGAGAGACUUGGCUGCUGAGGAGGCCUUUAAGGCCCCCAAUCCAGACUCUGAAAGGUCACAUGCACUAUCAAGGGAUGGCAUCGUGGAAUCCAGAGCCACGGGCUGCCUACCUGAAGGCCUGACUGGAGCAGACAUCAGUCCGGGAAGAGGAGGGGUGUGCUCAACUGUUGGCUUCACCCCUCUCCUGGAUGAUGAGGAUGUGCUUAGUGCCAACUCUCAUCCUCGUAAAUCUGGAUCAGCGGUCACCAGCUGUGUUGCCACUUUGGCCUCUUCUGUACCAGCUGACAUAAAGAGUGACAGCCUAGCAGACCUGGAGAACAUGGAAGCAAACUUGAAGGGAUCGUUGGCUGGUUUUGAGGAGACAAAUGUGGUCAGCAAGCUGGGGGAGAACUGGCAGAAGCCUGGAGCCCUGUGUGGUGGCCAGGAAGACCCAGCUGCAUUUUCCCAGAAGCCUGAAGACCCCAGCACUGCAGAGGGGAAGGGCAGCCCCAGAAAACCCCAGCAGCUCAUGGAUUUGGAGAGCCAGGCCAGCAGAAACCCCUCAAGCUGUGUGGUCACUGUUACAGUCACUGCUGCCACUGAGCAGUCUCACAUUUACAUCCCAGCCUCCCCAAGUGAAUUGGACCCCAGCUCAACCAGCAAAGGGAUUCUCUUCAUGAAGGAGUAUAUGAAUGCCAGUGAGGUAUCUUCCAGGAAGCUGGUGUCUUCACACUAUAGCAGCAUCAGCAGCACUGAGGACUCCUUCAACAUGGAGAAGAAACCCCCAUAUGCCAGCACACCAUACUUUGAGAGAACAACUGGAGGGAUCUGUACUUACUGCAACAGAGAGAUCCUAGACUGUCCAAAGAUUACCCUUGAACAUCUUGGCAUUUGCUGCCAUGACUAUUGCUUUAAGUGUGGGAUUUGCAGUAAACCAAUGGGUGAGCUCCUGGAUCAGAUCUUCAUUCACAGUGACACCAUCCACUGUGGAAAAUGCUAUGAGAAGCUCUUCUAGGCUCUCCAGGCUAAGAAGAAGCUGAUGACUUCUGCACAAGUCUAGCCAUCCCCAGUUAUCCCAACUUGCUGGCUGCUCUUCCCUUAUCACUUGGUUUCUUCAUCCUUUGCCCUUCUCAAGUUGAACUUGCUUACAUCCAAUAACAUAUGCUAAUGAUGCUAUGGUAAUUACUUAUGUGUGUAGCUUUUUAUAGCUCAGAAAGUACUUCACAUCCAUGACUUAUUUCAAGAUCAAGCAAAGAAGAUUGAACAAGAAUUCCAUCUUUGCUUCCCUAAGGCAUGUCGGCUGCCUGAUGAGUUUAGGUGGCCUGGUAUGAUAGGCUUAGGCAGGGGCAUUAGGUUCAAUGUGUACUGACUUGGGACAGAGAGCAAAUCACACUUUGGUUUGUAGGUCUGAGUGUACCUUUGAUACUUUAGAAUACAAGGGGACCCCUGAAGCUUUUGAGGGACUAGGUUGAAGACUACUGACAAUCCCUGAUGGGUAAAUUGCAGACAUUGAAUGCUAGGGAUUGACAUAGGCCAAUGUUUAAUUUCUCUAUUUGCCAUAUAUACAUUUUAAACUUUCCAUAUACUUUGAAAAGUAGUUAGUUGCUUUUGAUUGAGUUAUAUAGCAGAUUUUAAUUACCUCCUCUACCCCCUUUCACUAUAUAGUAGAGGUUAUCUUUCCUGCAGGCAUGUGGGCACGUAUUCGAAAGUGUACACAAUUUUGUUUAAAUUCUAUGGGAUGUGAUUGUUAGGAGGCUACUGACCAAAGGAACAUCUGUGUCUGAUCUUGAUAGCUGAUUAAUACCUUUGCCCUCAAUUCCCAAUCCCGAAGCUUUACACAGAAAUCUUCUAAAGUAGAUAUAGAGUGCAUACACUCCAGCAGGAUUAAGCAGGAAGAAAAGCAGUUAAUGUUUCUUGAAGCCUUACGACAUGCCACACAUUAUCACAAAGUGAUGGUGUUAAUGCCCAUUCUAAUUCUUUGUGGAGGGUAUUCUUGUCCCCAGUUUACCUAUGAGGAUAUUGAAGCUUGGAGAGGUGGUCAUUGUAUUAUGCAGAACCAUUGCUGUCUCUUCAGUAAUACUAACCACAACAGCAAGCACUGAUUUAGUGCUGAGUAUGUGCCAAGUACUGUGCAGAGGUUACCUAAUCUUAUCAGGUAACACAGUUCCCCCUGACAAACUCUAACACCGUGGGGAAGGUAUGAAAUCACACUCCUCCUCUGGGUAUCCUGGGUCACCCCAUGAAGUACCACAAGGACCAAACUGUCCCCCUUCCCUCUCCUCCUCUUUCUGUAAAAACAGUUUUGAACUGAAAUGCUCUCAGACGGGAAGAGAUAUGACUCACAGACCUUCCUAAAGAGGAGUUUGUCACCCCACGGAAAGUUUCAGUGGGCUAGCUGAUCUGAACACAGGGCCUUCAGUGGCCUUCUAUUGUCCAAUCCAGACUCUUUUCCAAGCUAGUAGAAACCUAUUGGCUGGCUGGACAGCUGCAGGCCUAUCCAUGUAGUCAGUGAUGCUCUGCUCAGAUUCAAUUGUGCUCCUCUGCCUUUGGGACCAGCAACACUGUAAGCUCCUCAAGGGGAGGAACAACCUGGGAGUAUUUCUAAUGAGAAAUGAGAGCCUAUUCUCUUUAUUACAAAAAGUUUCUCCAUCUCUCUUAAGUUUCUGCGCCCUGUGCACACUGACUGGUGGACUUGUUCUUCCCGCCAAAUGAUCAGAGUGGAACAUUCCAUUUAUUUUCAUAGAUGGGCAUCAGAUUUGCUCUGGAGAAAACAAGUGGCACAAUUACCAACACUAAAUAUAAGCUAGUCUCUCUGAAGUCUAGCCUGCAGCAUGAGACUUUGCACAUGGUAGACACUGACACAUAGAUGCUGAGUAAAUGAGUGAAAGCAAGGGUAAGAUCACUCCUUGGGGUGGGACAUUCCAUCCCUGAGUCUUGGUACAGGACCAGCUAAUGGAGAGCAGGAUAAAGAGGUCCAAGAUAGUCUGGCUUCCCUACCUUCAAGUUACACUCUGCCUUUAAAGGGAGUUUUAGAACCAACAUGCAAGAGAUUGACAGAAACCUUGCAAAAUCAAUGUUGAUUUCAAUCAAAAAUAACCUUUUCAAUCUAAAAAGGCAGGAAUUCUGCAGACUCAAGGAAGAGUGGUGGUUGCUUUACACUUUUGCUUCUUUUUAAUUGCCUAAUGUUUUUAAUCAUACUUGCUUAACCUGUAUCAAUACACACAAUUGUAAUAAAUGUUAAGAUACUACA